AUGUUAUCUGUGUCGCAGUUACAUGGUGGAAUGUGUAAGAGUCUUUGUUCUGUCUAUGUGAAAGUGUUGGCAAUAUUUCCUGAACUGGAAGCAGCUCGGCCAAGAAGCACUUCUGGUAUUCAGGCUUUAUGUGCUUUGCACAUAGCGCUCGAGAAGAUAAAGAAUAUUCUUCAACAUUGUUCUGAAUGCAGUAAACUUUACUUAGCCAUAACAGGAGAUUCCGUCGUUUUGAAAUUUGAGAAAGCAAGAUGUGCCCUUCAAGAUUGUCUAAGGCGGGUAGAGGACAUCGUACCUCAAUCUAUCUGUUGUCAGGGCUCAACACCUUGUUCGCCCACUGUCCAUGGAUCUUUGGAGGAUGGUUGUGUGCCUGGACGCAAUAGUUAUGUGUUCGACCGUCAACUCUCGAAACUCAAUUCUUUUAAUUUUCGACCAACCUUCAAAAGAUCAGAGCACAUGCCCUUACCUCCGGAAGAGUUGAGAUGUCCAAUAUCAUUACAAAUUAUGUACGACCCCGUUAUUAUUGCUUCUGGGCAAACAUAUGAAAGGAUUUGCAUAGAGAAGUGGUUCAGUGAUGGACAUGAUACUUGUCCAAAAACUCAGCAGCAGCUACCUCAUCUUUGUUUGACUCCCAAUUACAGCGUUAAGGGUUUGGUGGUCAGUUGGUGUGAACAGAAUGGAAUUCCUGCUCCAGAUGGCCCACCAGAAUCUCUUGAUCUUAACUACUGGAGGUUAGCCUUUUCAGAAAGUGAUUCUGCUAAUUCAAAAUCGUUGGAAAGUGUGGGGUCCUGCAAGUUCAAAGGUGUUAAGGUGUUCCCGUUGGACGAUAGUGGUAUUAUUCAGGAGGCUGAAGAAAAUGAAGCAGACUCUGUUUCUCAAAAGGAGGAUGAUUGCGAGGUUAAUACCUUUGAACGUUGUGAUUAUUUUUUGAUGGUUUUAGGCAGGGAAGAUGACCUAAUGAGGAAGUGCAAGGUAGUAGAAACUAUAAGGCACUUGCUGAAAGAUGAUGAUGAAGCCAGGAUUUAUAUGGGGGCUAAUGGUUUUGUUGAAGCAUUGUUGCAUUUUUUGCAGUCUGCUGUAUGUGCAAGGAAUGAGAUGGCUCAGGAACUUGGAGCAAUGGCCCUUUUCAACCUUGCAGUAAAUAAUGACAGAAACAAACAAAUAAUGAUGGCAUUGGGAGUACUUCCGGUGCUGCAGGAACUCAUUGCUAAUUCCAAUUUUGUUGGAGCAGCAACAGCACUUUACUUGAAUCUUUCUUGCCUUGAAGAGGCCAAGCCUGUCAUUGGCUCGACUGAGGCUGUCCCUUUCUUGAUCUGCGUCCUCCGACAUGAAAAUGAUCCUCAAUGCAAGCUUGAUGCGCUCCACGCCCUCUACAAUCUUUCCAGUCACCCAACCAAUAUUCCCCGCCUUCUGCCAUGUGGCAUCGUCGAAGGCCUCCAAGCUCUUAUUACACAUUCAACUGACAGCACUUUCACCGAGAAAAGCAUCGCAGUUCUUAUAAACUUAGCAUCGAGUAAAACUGCAAGAGAUGAAAUUAUACUGGCUCCUGACCUUGUUAGUGGGCUCGCUACGGUUUUGGAUGUUGGUGAGCUUGUUGAACAAGAACAAGCUGCAGCAUGUCUGCUGAUAUUAUGCAAUGGGAACGAGACAUGCAGUCAAAUGGUCCUUCGAGAAGGGGUGAUACCUUCAUUGGUGUCAAUAUCGGUAAAUGGAACCGUAAGAGGGAAACAAAAAGCUCAGAAGCUUCUCAUGCUGUUCCGCGAACAGAGACAACGUGAUCCAUCACCAUCUCCUGUCCGGCAGCCUGAAAGUAGUGACACAGUCAAGUCUGCUCGAGAUUCAAAGCCACCGUGCAAGUCAGAGUCGAGAAGAAAAAUGGGAAGGAGAUGGAGUUUUUGGUCGAAAAACAAGAGUUUUUCAGUAUAUCAGUGUUAA
Fraxinus pennsylvanica is the source of this 1932-nucleotide messenger RNA. Lineage: Eukaryota; Viridiplantae; Streptophyta; Magnoliopsida; Lamiales; Oleaceae. The record is from the annotation of a GenBank genome assembly.